AUGCCCUCUCACCCUCUCUCCCUCUCUCCCUCUCUCCCUCUCCCUCUCACCCUCUCUCCCUCUCACCCUUUCACCCUCUCACACUCUCUUCCUCUCACCCUCUCACUCUCACCCUCUCGCUCUCUCUCCCUCCCCCUCUCUUCCUCUCACCCUCUCACUCUCGCUCUCUCUCCCUCUCUUCUCUCUCACUCUCGCUCUCUCCCUCUCUUCCUCUCACCCUCUCACUCUCACCCUCUCACCCUCUCACACUCUCUCCCUCUCUCCCUCUCACCCUCUCACUCUCACCCUCUCUCCCUCUCACUCUCGCCCUCCCGCUCUCUCUCCCUCCCCCUCUCUUCCUCUCACCCUCUCACUCUCGCUCUCUCUCCCUCUCUUCCUCUCACCCUCUCACUCUCACCCUCUCUCCCUCUCACCCUCUCACUCUCGCUCUCUCUCCCUCUCUUCCUCUCACCCUCUCACUCUCACCCUCUCUCCCUCUCACCCUCUCACUCUCGCUCUCUCUCCCUCUCACUCUCUUCCUCUCACCCUCUCACUCUCGCUCUCUCUCCCUCUCUUCCUCUCACCCUCUCACUCUCACCCUCUCUCCCUCUCACCCUCUCACUCUCGCUCUCUCUCCCUCUCUUCCUCUCACCCUCUCACUCUCACCCUCUCUCCCUCUCACCCUCUCACUCUCGCUCUCUCUCCCUCUCACUCUCUCACCCUCUCACUCUCGCUCUCUCUCCCUCUCCCUCUCACUCUCGCCCUCUCUCCCUCUCACCCUCUCACUCUCUCCCUAUCUCCCUCUCACCCUGA
This is a messenger RNA of Knipowitschia caucasica, 792 nucleotides long. Lineage: Eukaryota; Metazoa; Chordata; Actinopteri; Gobiiformes; Gobiidae. The record is from the annotation of a GenBank genome assembly.